CCGAGCAAAUUUUUUAAGCUUUUAAGAAAGCAAAAUGCAAUCAUUUACACCGUUGCUAUCGAUAAGGAUGGAUGUCCUUUUGAAGACCUUCCUUUUGGUAUCUUUGCUGUCUAUGAUAUGCUCCAGCGCAAGUGAACGCCAUGGCUUACCGCCAUGUACGAGAGCCGGACGCUGCUAUACCGUCAAUAGACCUUUUGGACAUUUUAGACAGACGAGGUGUGUCCCCUGCUCAAUGCACGGAUAAAUUGUGAACAUUUAGAUAAAAAAGAAAAAGCCAUAAGGUAAUAUCUGCGAUCUUAGGUUUGUAAAUAUUAUUUAUAUUAAAAAAUGGUUGGACCUUACAAAUAUAGGUGCUUAUUUUUUUAAUUACGGAAUAGAAUAGUAGUUUUUUUAAAUUCUUUUUCUUGGUGGACCACCAAAUUGCUAGAAAAAAUAAGGUCACGCAUUAAAAUUGAGUGCUUUUCACAAAAUUUCGUUAUGCAUUUUAGAGCAAAGCACUUUUGCAAGCUUCUGAAUUUAUCAAUUCAGUUUUUUGUCUUAGCCGAGAUGGUGAAGUUUUUAAUAUUUUCUACGAUGAUUUUCCUAAUCGGUUUUCUUAGUAUUUGUUUUUCCUAUCACUAUAAACGAUGUGGAUAUGGAAUUUGCGUGCCAUCGGAUGUCAAAUGUAGUUCUCCUACGUCUUCGAUUUUCUGUAGUAAACUACAAAAAUGUUGCUUUCUGGGACUAUCGAAAAGGUCCAAACGGAAGAGAAAACACUGAACUUUCGUCGUAUUAUUUAUUUUUAACUUUUUUGUACACAUUUCAACUGAAACGAAUCAAUUUCGAAUGGUGUAAUUUGAAUAUAAGAAAUACAAGGACGUCUUGAAAUCAGUUUCAUUUUCCACGAUGACGACCCAACUGAGUUUCUUUUUGGUCUUAGUUCUUUUCGCUAUUCUUAACUAUGGUGAAGGCUUUCGCCUAAAACGUUGUGACGAUGGGCUUUGUUUACCAAAAUACGUUUCAUGCAAGAAAAAGCCCAGGGAAAUGAAAUGGUCACGGCCCUGAGUAUAAAUGAAAGCGAAACAAGUCAGUCUGCCAAAGUUUUUCUGCAAAUUAAACGAAGAUGAUCGGGGUUUUGAAGGUCUUCCUGAUAGCCGCGCUCCUGUCUCUGAUCCUUGAUCCUACCUAUGGAAAAACUCGAUGCGGUGAUAAAGGCUUGUGUAGACAGAUCUUCAGUCUGUGUCCGUUGAUAUCAGGAAAAUGCCCAGGUGUACAAAAAUGUUGUCGUGUAAAAAAUGUAGUACAAUCUUUAAAUUUAUUGUAGUAGGAAGGAAUAAAACGGAUUAUAAAAUGUAGAAA
Molecule: messenger RNA, 1338 nt
Organism: Drosophila biarmipes
Lineage: Eukaryota; Metazoa; Arthropoda; Insecta; Diptera; Drosophilidae
Exons: 6
Coding region: 35-244 (69 amino acids)
Source: RefSeq, a predicted model, not a curated record